This is a messenger RNA of Tremella mesenterica DSM 1558, 1605 nucleotides long. RefSeq lists its product as uncharacterized. The record is from RefSeq and is a predicted model, not a curated record. Gene Ontology annotation, biological process: amino acid metabolic process. Gene Ontology annotation, molecular function: carboxy-lyase activity; pyridoxal phosphate binding. The coding region runs from base 1 to 1605 and encodes 534 amino acids. Lineage: Eukaryota; Fungi; Basidiomycota; Tremellomycetes; Tremellales; Tremellaceae. The transcript has 11 exons.
AUGACACUUGCCUCGUUGGUGGGUUUGGAUCGAUCUUGCCCUUGUUAUGCCGCCGUCGAUGCCAUAUGCGACUACUAUACCCACUUGGACCGACGACCGGUCAAGGCCGAGGUGGAACCGGGGUAUCUUCUUGCCCAACUACCUGGUGAAGCCCCUCAAACUGGCCAACCUUUCCCUUCCAUCGCUCGUGACUUUCAGCGUCUCAUCUUACCGGGGAUCACCCAUUGGCAACACCCCAGCUUCUUCGCCUACUUUCCCGCUAUAUCCACCUUCGAGAGCAUGCUAGGAGAUCUCUAUGCCGCAAGUGUUAGCAAUCCAGGUUUCAACUGGGUAUGUUCCCCAGCGUGCACAGAACUCGAACAAGUUGUCAUGGACUGGAUGGCCAAGAUAUUAGGUCUGCAUCCUUCAUUUCAUAUAGGGAGUGGGAAGGGAGGGGGAAUAAUCUCGGUACGUUGGUCCAACAUAUCUCCAGUUGGUGAUGUCACUCGGCUGAAGAGUAGGGAACCGCUUCAGAAGCAGCUUUCACAGCUGCAAUGGCGGCCAGGGAAAGGGCUCUACGGUAUCUCAGCGACGGUCUUGACCAGUCCAGGAAUGGACGCUGUCCCGGGAUCUCCAAUUUCCAACGAGGUCCGAGAGAAGUGGUCUCAAAAGCUUGUGAUGUAUGGCAGUACUCAAACCCACAGCAUUGCUGCCAAGGCCGCUCGACUACUGGGUCUUCGAUUCAGAGCGGUCCAUGUGACCGCCGCCGACGGCUACGCUCUUCGUGGAGAUGCUCUUCGAGAAGCGAUCGAGGCCGACGUAGCCACCGAUCUGGUACCGUUCUUUGUCGUCGCGACAAUCGGAACAACCUCUACCGGUGCAGUCGACCAUAUCGCAGACAUUGGUCAAGUCUUGAACUCCUACCCCACCGCGUUUCUCCAUGUUGAUGCUGCUUGGGCAGGGAUGGCUUAUGCCCUUCCAGAGUAUCGAGCGAAGCUUCGUCUCGACGAGGUCAACACAUAUGCUCAUUCAUUCUGCGCCAACGCUCACAAAUGGGGUCUCGUGGGGUUUGAUUAUUCGCUAUUUUACAUCAGGGACAGGAAGGAUCUGACAGAGGCUCUGGAUGUCACACCAGCGUUCUUGCGGAGUAAAGAAGGUGAUUCAGGAAUUGUCAUCGACUAUCGCAACUGGCAAUUGGCUCUGGGAAGACGGUUCAGGAAUGUCAAACUGUGGUUCGUCCUCCGAAGUUACGGCGUUGAUGGGUUGCAAAAACAUCUACGAUCAGGAAUCCAUCACUGCCGAAAAUUGGCAGAUCGGAUCAGGUCGUCAAAGGAUUUUAAACUCGUCGCCGAACCAAGUCUGAGUCUACUCGUCUUCCGUCUUCAGCCACAGGGAUACGAGGGAGGCGAGGACGAUGACCUGAAUAGGUUGAACAAGACCCUGCAUGAGCGUCUGAUGGCGAGGAGUGACGUGUUCUUGACUCGGACGGUGAUCAAGACUGAGGAAGGGGAGAUGACCUGCAUCCGGUUUGCCAUGGGUGGACUGAAGACGACAUUGGAGUGUGUGAACGCGACUUGGGACGUUGUGGAGCAAGAGGGAGCUGCGGUGUUUGCGAAGGAUGAGUAG